Brassica rapa (field mustard) is the source of this 4224-nucleotide messenger RNA. RefSeq names its product NAC domain-containing protein 79. Gene Ontology annotation, molecular function: DNA binding. Lineage: Eukaryota; Viridiplantae; Streptophyta; Magnoliopsida; Brassicales; Brassicaceae. The record is from RefSeq and is a predicted model, not a curated record. Gene Ontology annotation, biological process: regulation of DNA-templated transcription.
AAUAUAGAAUGAGCAAGUGUUAAUAACUAAUCCUGAAAUAAAACUUCUUCAAAACUUCUAGAGAACCAACUUAAAAGAAAAAAAAACUGAUGUAUUCCAUUAAUGAGAAAUGUGUACAUGUGAGGUUCAGUUAUAUGCAAUGUAGCCUAAUUAGGCCAGUAAACAAUAUAAUAGUGUUACAGCUUGAAUUAGGUUUUCUUAAGUGGUUUAGGUUUAUCCAUAUAUACAUAUAACAUUCUCUUUUUCGUUUUGUACCAGGAAUAUCACAUGGGCCGGCCUUGUUCUAAGCCAGACAAUUUUCAUUUUUGGUAUCUUGUAGUAAUAUAUAAUGUUUUAUAAUAAUAAUAUGGAGUUCCCGAAUACUUAUCUCUUUUUAACUAUAUUGCAAUGUAUAUAUGCAUGUGAUAUACCAGACAACACCUUUCAUUACUUUUUUUUUUUUUUUUUUUUUUUUUUUUUUUUUUUUGCAGGUUGUAUUUGAAUAAUUAAAAAUGCUGUAAUAACAGGUUACAAGUUCCCUUUUUCUUAGCAAGAGGUAACAAUUUUUAAGUUAAAAAAAAAAGAAAGAGUUAACCAUCUUUUUUCUUCUCUUCUUAAAUUAUUUUGAUGAAGAACACAUUCUUCGGCCAUAAUUCAGAGAUCUAAUAUAUAUGGCAGUGCCAAUCUCUAUUUCUCAAACAGAAGUUAAAAUUGUAAAAUAUACAAAAAUCACAAUUUAAGAAUUCUUUUUGACACACUCAUACAUACACUAUAGUAAACAAAACCUGCAUAAAACGGUAGAAAACUUGAAAAGCUAUCACUUAUCAUACAUGUAGAUGAUCUUUUCAAAUUUUUGAUCCAUUAACAAUACAUUUUAGAUUCAUUGUCUAGUCGAUUUGAUAUCUUUAAAGAUUAUGAGCAUACGAUUUAAUACCGAUCGCAAUCAUCACCAAGACUCAAAAUGUGUAGAAUGCGUCUAUUAUGUACAACAUGGAUAUAGUGCAAUACGUCUAGUCAGUCUUACAUCAUUUCCUAUAGUGUUUACUUUAUCCAUCUCGUCUAAAUCUCACGUAUUGUUGGCCAUAUGUACUCUUCUUCUUUUUUUUCUUUGUUCGUUCAAAGAGAUGCACACCAAGAACGGCUACGUACGCUCUUAAUUAAGUGGCUCUCGCAGCCACCAACGGCCAUGUAACUCCAGAGCAGUACUUCCCAAACAAGGUCAACCAUCGCUGCAUCGGUAAUUCCUUGAUUAGCUUUCAUUUACACUACGUGUCAAUUACUAACUGGUUAAUAGCUGGCAUCUAACAUUGUUUAUGUGUGAUUAGAAUCGGCAUGACGUUGCAGAUGUGGACAAGUUGACUAUGCUAAUGACCGGAAGUCUUUGGGAUCACUCGAGAAACAGCCAUACACGUGGUCUUGUCUUAUUAGAUCUAUUUCCUUAAAUAGAAAUAUUAGUAGCUUUCGUACCAACCUAAUUUGCAACAUUUUCUAUAAAUAGAAUGUUAAUUUAUUAGACGACCAAAUCUUAUUGGAUCUGUUCUUUCCUCACCCCACGAUUUGUUGAUUAGAAUAUUAUCGUCUGAUCCACUAUUUUGCCAGACAAGUUUGUCAUUACUCCUGGCUUUAAAAUUAGAAUGAGAUUAAUUAAAGAUUUUCUUAUAAGAUCGCAGGGAUUAUCACCUUUUUAGAAAAGAAGAAGCCUAUUACGAUUGGUACUUACUUUAACGGGGUAAAGUUUUUUACAGAAAAAUAACUUUGAUAGUUCAUGCUAAACGUAUAUGGUUUCCGUAUUUACUAUGUAUGUACAGAUAUACGGUAUGAUACGUAUUUUGUUUUUAUAUCCGAAACUACAUGCAUUAUCAUCUGCCACCCCCAAUAUUUGGUUUAAUAAAUGAAAAAUAUUUUAUUUUAUUUGAGGGAAUAUACUAGGUCACUAAGAUGCACCUUUGAAAUUUUCUAAUUAUUCUGUGCAUAAUGGAAGCACCCGCCUCACCUUUCUUUUUUUUUUGCCUCGCCUUGAUACACCUGAAAGUUUUUAGACAGAUUUUAAAUAAUUUAUAAUAAAAAUUAUCGAAAAAAGAGGAGAUUAUAUUGAAACAAUGAACACUAUAAGUCAGAUUUGACCUUUUUUACCUGGUUAGGCACCGUUAGUCAACAGUAAAAUAACACCCAUUUGACAGAUAAUCAAACAAAAUUAAAGAACCCUAAUAGUAACCGCAGAAACUCCAUUUGUUGUCAAUCAUAUUCAUGCCUUUCUGGCGAGCUGUAUUUAAAAACUAAUUAAUAUUAAAAUAUUAUGGAAUUUUAAUAAAUGAUGUCGAGUCAUCAGAAUUUCAACAAUUAAAUACUUGUAAUGACAUGCACUGUCCUCUUCGUCAACGUUUUUAAAAAAUCAAUGAAUUUGAUGAAUUCCGAAAACGCUUACAAUCUUAAUCUCUUGAAUCACAUAAAUAUAACUUCAUAAUUUAAUUUUACUCACUGAAAGUCUGCCAUUAUUCAUUGUAUAACUUAACAACGAAAAAAUGAAUUUUCAUUAUAACGUUAAUUAUAAUUAUUCUCAAAUCUCGACGCGUUAUAUUCAAUCAUUCAAAGAACCAAAAAGGCAAAAACUAAGUCAAGUCUAUUAAUUAUAUCCGAAUAUAGUUUUAUCAAUUUCAUUUAAAUUACAAUUGCUUUUUUUUUUAAAGCAGAAAAAUUUUCUUUCUUUUUAAAAAGGGAAAGUGCUAAACAACCUAGCCAAGUUGCGUUACAUGCUACGUAUCUUCCUCCUCUCACAAAAUAUGGAUAUAUAAUUAUUUUUAUUUUAGUUCAUACACAUAAAAUUUGCAUAUUGAAAAAAACGAUCAUUUUCGUCAAAAGAAAUUCUACCUUUCGAGUUCCAUUUAGUUCCCUUCCUUUUUAGUUCCUCUCCAUAACUUAUCUUUUCACAUCUACUCUCUCUCUCUACAUUUAUAUCUAUAUAUAUUCUCUGAACCCAUCUUACAUUCAAGAUCAAAUAAAUAAAAAAACUUUUGAGAAACACAACUUUUCUAUCAAAUAAGGUUUUGUUUUUGUUGCUGGAUCAGAUAUUUUCUUUUCUUUUAGGGUUUAAGGUUUCUUGGGUGAUAGAGAAAGAUGGAAGCGUUUGGUGGGUUUCACAAGGAAGAUGAUGAGCAGAUGGUUUUGCCUCCUGGGUUUAGGUUUCAUCCAACAGACGAAGAACUCAUAACCCACUAUCUUCACAAUAAGGUUCUCAACAUUGAUUUUUCAGCUAAAGCUAUUGGUGAGGUGGAUUUGAACAAAGCUGAGCCAUGGGAGUUGCCAUAUAAAGCAAAAAUGGGUGAGAAAGAAUGGUACUUCUUCUGUGUGAGGGAUAGAAAGUAUCCAACCGGUUUGAGGACUAACCGGGCAACUCAAGCCGGUUACUGGAAGGCAACAGGGAAGGAUAAGGAGAUUUUCAGAGGCAAAUCACUAGUUGGUAUGAAGAAAACACUUGUUUUCUACAGAGGAAGAGCUCCAAAGGGGCAGAAAACAAACUGGGUGAUGCAUGAGUAUAGGCUUGAUGGGAAACUCUCUCCUCACAAUUUGCCCAAAACCGCCAAGAAUGAAUGGGUGAUAUGUAGAGUGUUUCAUAAAACUGCUGGAGGCAAGAAAAUACCUAUUUCGACGUUAAUGCAAAUAGGUUCUUAUGGAGGUUCCGGUUUACCACCUCUAACAGAUUCUUCACCAUGCAAUAACACAACCAAGACCGAACAGACUUACGUGCCCUGCUUCUCCAACCAAACUGAAACAAGAGGAACAUUACUUAAUUACUUCAGCAACAACCCUGCCCUUAGCUCUAUUCCACUAUACCUACCUCAAUCUCUCCAUGUUUCUGAUCCGGUUCUUACUCAAGAACAAUCGGUUUCUCAAGCGAUGUUUGAGAACAACAGAAGGCAGAGCUUCAAAACGUUGAGUAUCUCGCAGGACACUGGAGUUUCUAAUACCGAUAUUGAAUUUGGGAGGAGAGGAUUGGAUCAUCAAGAAGUUCCAUCUUCCUCCACUGGUCCGGUUGAUCUUGAACCAUUCUGGAGUUACUGAAGACUCAGAAGUUCAUUAUCUUAGGUCACAUGUAAGAAGAACUUCGCAAAGUGUUUUUUAUUUUUUCCUUUUAGCGUGGUGUGCUAAGUUUGUAUAGAUUAUUAUAUCACAACCUCAUACUCUUUAGUGUGUUUUUAUUAUUAUUAUACUAUUAGAGAGAAAGGAUACAGCAACUAAUUUCGUUAA